Molecule: messenger RNA, 1628 nt
Organism: Brassica napus (rape)
Lineage: Eukaryota; Viridiplantae; Streptophyta; Magnoliopsida; Brassicales; Brassicaceae
Exons: 5
Coding region: 668-1459 (263 amino acids)
Source: RefSeq, a predicted model, not a curated record
UAAUUAAUUAUUUGCAAAAAAGAACAUAACUCCAUUGACGCAGCCGCUCUAUCUUUCUUCGAUAGACGCAUCUUCGAGCUCCUACAUCUCCGAGCUCUCUCUCUUGAUCUCUGACAUCUCCGAGCUCUCUCUCUCUCGAUCUACACAUCUCCGAGCUCUCUCAUCUCCGGCUUGCGCUCUUUCUUCUCUGACGCAGACCACGAGCUCUCUCAUCUUCGGCUCGAGCUCUCUCAUCUCGACGCAAACCUCGAGCUGUCUCUUCUCCGGCUCGAGCUCUCUCAUCUCCGGCUUGCGCUCUUUCUUCUCUGACGCAGACCACGAGCUCUCUCAUCUUCGGCUCGAGCUCUCUCAUCUCGACACAAACCUCGAGCUCUCUCUUCUCCGGCUCGAGCUCUCUCAUCUCUGACGCUGACCACGAGCUCUCUCAUCUCCUCCGAUUUGGGUUUCAAGCAUUGUUGAGGCCUUCAAGAUCCUGAUUCUGUGUUGGGUUCACUCACACGUGAGAUCAAAGAAGUUGGGCCUGAUGGGCAGGAGGUGACUAAAGUUGUACCUGCUGUUACGGAAGAAGUGACAAUCUCUUAAUAGCUUUUCUCGAGCUAGACCAAACCCAUCUCUUCCUUUUCUCGUUGAGGCUCUCUCGUCUCAAGCUGACACUCUCAAGUUCAAGAUGACAAAAGAUAACUGGCCUCCUGAGGAGACUAGAUACUUUUUCCAACUUUAUGCCGAAGAGAGAAGAAAGGGAAAUAGGACCAGUACGUCUAUGAAUAAAGUAGGGAAGGAGAACAUCAUGGUGGCGUUUGAAGACAGGUUUAAGAAAGGAUAUGAUUCUUGGCAGACUUUCAAGAACAAAUACGACACAAGUAGGAAGAAAUACACCAAGUUUAGGAAGUUAACUAAGAAUAGGACAGGGCUUGGGUUUGAUAACUUGGGCUCGGGAUAUCCAACUAGGACGGGGUAUCUUGGUCCGCACCGGAGUAUGCGAUAUCAUCUUGGUCAGUUUGCUAGAGGAGGACCACCAGUUAGUGCACGAGAGUUGUUCAACCGAAAGCAUUCAGGAUUGCGAUCAGUGAUUGAGAGGACAUUUGGAGUAUGGAAAGCAAAAUGGAGGAUUUUGGAUCGUAAGCAUCCAAAGUAUGGUCUGGUCAAGUGGAUUAAGCUUGUGACAGCGACGAUGGCGCUACACAACUUCAUACGUGAUUCACAUCGGGAAGAUCAUGAUUUUGUACAAUGGCAAAGCGAUGAUAAUGGAGAAAGAGAAGGAGAAGCAGAAGGAGCUGAUGGUGACGAAGAAGAAGGAGAAGAAGGUGAUGAUGAUGAUGAUGAUGAUGAUGGUGGUGGUGGUGGUGGUGGUGGUGGUGGUGGUGGACAUAUUGUAUAUGAGCCGACCGGUGAUAGAGCGAUGGAAAGUUUGCGUAAGAGCAUCACAGAUGAAUAUGGUAGAGGUCGUUUACCGUAUUAAAUGUUUUAGUUAAUGACUUUUUUUUUUGCUUAUAACUUUGAUUAUCAGUUCUAUGAGAUACUUGAAAUAUUUGUUUUAUUUAUUUAAGACUUGAUGUAUUAUUUAACUUUUGAUUAUGAUAAAAAAUGUUGUUAAAUUUAUUACUAAUUAAAUAUAAUAUUUUGAUGAA